AUGACGAUCUUCAAGAAACCUGCGGUGGGCCUUCGCCAACGCCUGACCUUCGAUGAUUUCCACAUCAUCGAGCAGGUCGGUGAAGGAACCUACGGGCGUGUAUUCAAGGCGCGAAACAAACACACUAACAAGCUUACCGCGCUUAAAGUCGUUUUCCCUACUGAGGAUGACGAGGGGCUUCCGUUCACAGCGGUCAGGGAGAUCAAGUACCUCCAGAUGCUGCACGACAACCCCAACGUCAUCAAACUCGAGGGAACCUUCUUUACUAAGGACGGCGAGCUUGUGUUGGCGUUCGAGUACAUGGAAAACGAUCUGUCGGGGCUGCUCUCGUUGAAGAACCUUCAGUUCACCCCGGCGCAGACCAAGUGUCUCUUCAAGCAGGUGCUCGAGGGCCUCCACCAGUGCCACAGCGCGGGCAUCAUGCACAGAGACAUCAAAGCGGCCAAUCUGCUGCUGAACAAUGGCCAGCUAAAGCUGGCCGACUUCGGCCUUGCAUCAAACUACGCACGGCGACGCACGUUUUCGACAAACGUUGUGACGCUAUGGUACCGCGCUCCCGAGCUUCUGCUCGGCGUUAACACGUAUGGCCCCAAGGUAGACAUCUGGAGCGCAGGGUGCUUGUUCAUCGAGCUCCUGACGCGCCAGUCGCCAUUCCCCGGGCGAGAAGAAAAGCAUCAGCUGGAGCUCAUCGUGCGGACUUGCGGAACGCCCGACGAGAGGAACUGGCCCGGCGUCACCAAGCUCGAGGGCUACAAGUUGCUUCAGGGGCUCAUGGGCCACAAGAACCGACUGUCGGAGGUCUUCGGCAAGUUCGACCCGAGGGCGCUUGAUCUCCUGUCGAAGAUGCUCGCCUUGAACCCGGCGCAGCGCCCUACCGCGUCGGAGGCCCUUGACCACGACUACUUCUGGGCGGACCCGCUGCCCUGCAAAGCUACCGAACUGCCUCAUUACCCUGCGAUGCACGAGUACGAGGCGAAGAAGACGCGACAGAACGAGCGGCAGCCGAAGAGACAAAAGGUCUCGAACUACGCUCCUAACCCCUACCCGUCGCAUCAUCACCAGGGCUACCCCUCUGGCGCUCCCGCGCCGCAGUCCUCUCGCGGCGACUACGCGCCUCCGCCUCACUACCCUCACCCCUCGUACCCGUCGAAACCCGGCCAAACCCUCCUCUGGGUCCUCACUGGGGACCCGCGGCUCACGGAACGCAUCCCCAAGCCGACCGGCACCCCGCCGCUGCGGGCGAUGGCCUUCUCCCGACGCCUCCCGUCCCUCUUCCCGCCGCCCACUCGAUGCGGCCGGCCGGCUACGCAGGCGCUAGUCGACAGCCAGGCGGGCAUGCGGCUCCGGGGCCAAUGGGUGCGCGGCCACCUCAGCAUCACGGUCGCCCCUCUGCUUCAUCGUCGACCCUGCAGCGAAACGGCCAACACCCCCCCGCGGCCGGCCACCCCGGCACAGCUGCCGCCUGCGGGGAGGAGCGCCGAGUACAGCCGCGUGCCGCGAGAGCAUCGGCCGCCGACGUCGGCCGCCAUGGCGCCGUCUUCGCUCGGCGGUGGCGGACAUCACCUCGGCGGGCCGCGACACGACAUGCCGCCCAUGGCCUCCUACAACCGACCGCCAGCCGGCGCGCAUCGACCGCAUCACCACCUCCACCAUCAUCAACAACUCCACCACCCGAUCACCGACGGCCACGCUUCGGCGGCGGCCUACAGCGGCGUGCACAGGAGCCACGCGCGGGCGACGUUGAGCAGCGUCGAGCGGAUGGAGGUGGGUGUGGACACCAUGGGAAAGCGCAAGAGAGAAGCCGCGGUACCUCUCUGA
Acanthamoeba castellanii str. Neff is the source of this 1818-nucleotide messenger RNA. Its product is annotated as Cyclindependent kinase. The record is from RefSeq and is a predicted model, not a curated record. The transcript is spliced from 11 exons. Gene Ontology annotation, cellular component: nucleus; cyclin-dependent protein kinase holoenzyme complex. Gene Ontology annotation, molecular function: ATP binding; cyclin-dependent protein serine/threonine kinase activity; RNA polymerase II CTD heptapeptide repeat kinase activity. NCBI's taxonomy places the organism in Eukaryota, Discosea, Longamoebia, Acanthamoebidae. Gene Ontology annotation, biological process: protein phosphorylation; positive regulation of transcription elongation by RNA polymerase II. Bases 1 to 1818 code for a protein of 605 amino acids.